AUGGCGGAGGAGGAUCAGGAAGAGGGCUCGGUGUGCCAGGAGCUGCAGGUUCUGCAGUCCAUCUACCUGGAGGAAUUGGAGAUCUCUCGGGGUGACAGGGUGGAGCUGAGGAUCACUUUACAUCCUGCAACCGGAGAUGAUGCUGAAAGUCAAUAUGUCCGCCUCACCCUGCAUCUGUCCCUCCCACCUCAGUAUCCUGACGACCCCCCUGAGAUCAGUGUGACCAACCCUCGGGGCCUGUUUGAUAAACAGAUUCACAGUAUCACCGACAUCUUGCAUAGGACGGCAGCGCAGCAGUCAGUGGGCGGUCCUCUUCUCUAUGAACUGAUUGAGAAGGGGAAGGAGAUGCUGACGGCCAGUAAUAUUCCUCGGGGUCACUGUGUUAUCUGCCUGUACGGCUUCCAGGAAGGGGAUUCCCUCACCAAGACCCCGUGUUUUUCAUCACUUCCAUCAUUCACACUGCCUGGGACGAUAUGCCAAGCACUGCCUGGAAGAGAACCCGGAAGAGAACUCGUUUGUUUUGUGUCCGGUAUGUCGGGAAAAUCUGACCUGUGACUUCACCAAACUGCAAGAAGCCCCGCCCCCUCAGCAGCCGGAGGAGCGGUAUGUCCCCGACACGUGCACUCUGCAGCGGGAGAAGGAUCUGCGGCGGAUCUAUGAGCGGCAGUUGGUGAAUGGAGGAAUCAUCGAUGUGGAGGCUGAAAGAAAUCGUUUUUUCAUCAGUAUCCAGGAGGCCCCUCCCUCUGAUGGCGCCAUCUAUGUGCCAGAUGAAACACAGGAGUCCACCCAGCAGGCUGGCCCCACGUCAUGCCAAGAACAUGCUCUGCCCCCCGUUCCCUCCAAACCGCAGGUUGUCGCCGGUGCUCACACGGGGGGUCUCCGAGCCAAAGCCCAGCCAGUGCAGAGGGAGCACCGAGAGGGCCAGUACUGGAGGGGGGGUGGUAGAGGCUGGACUGGCAGGGCACGUGUGGAUACCCGAAGAGUAUGGAGGGACGAGGAGGGACACAGAGACUUUCAUCCACAGACUAGGGGGCGGGGCAAGACCAGAGGUUUCCAUAGCAACAGGACAGAGCGGGCGCCCCUGCGGGGAGGCAAUGACAGCGCGCUGGAAGAGAAACGCGCCCUCUAG
Messenger RNA from Staurois parvus, 1129 nucleotides. The record is from the annotation of a GenBank genome assembly. NCBI's taxonomy places the organism in Eukaryota, Metazoa, Chordata, Amphibia, Anura, Ranidae.